AUGGCUGUUCCCAACGAGAGUUCCGAGGAUGUCAAUGAUUUCCUGCAGCGCAUCCGAGAACUAGGCGAGCGCCGCGACAAGGAAGACGACGAGCGCACCAAGAAACUAGAGGAGGAGAUCCUGCAGGGCCGGAAAGAAAGGCAAGCCCGGAGAGCUGAGCGUGCACGAUCACUGGCCCUUACCGACGAUUCAUCCACCCUCAAUAUUGCACGACUGAGCGCUUCAUCUAUCAGUGUCCGGUCUAUCGACCCCCCGGAACACCUUGAGCCAACACCGCAGAUGCCCCAAACGCCAGGACCUGAGCCCCCGAUCCCGAGCGCCGUGGAUUCGAAUCAAGACACGGAGGCCUCCAAUACAGACAAGCGGCGUGGAUCGGUCCCGGAUUUCGGAAUAGAUUCUCCCUCGCGAACACGGUCACCAUUGUCCCGCAGUCGCGCGGGGACUUUGCCAUGGCAGCAACGCCCCUCCUCGCGGGAUUUCAACGUGUCACCUGGCUCAACAUCCCCAACUCGCUCCCCAACUCGCGCAAGCCACCUGAGAAAUUUGUCUACGGCAUCGGAUGAGAAUACACUAUCUCGACUCCAAUUUGGGUUCCCGAGGCCUUCGAAGGAUGCCCCUGUACUCCCUCCAUCACCGAACCGCGAGGCUGAGUCGUUAGCACACAGUGAGAAGGAAGAACAGACGGAUAGCCAAACAGACGUGGGUGCGGGGCAUCAAGAGCCGGAAGUGGGCGAAGAAUCAAGUACUGAAUUAGAUAAAGUCGAGGCACUAGAAGAGAGAUCAUCGCCGUCUCCGGGAACCGGUUCUCGCGAUAGCAACAUGAGCCAUCGCUUCUCUGUAUCAUCGGUUUCAGCCACUGGGUUGGGAUCGCCAGUGCACCUGUCAGAGACUCCGAAGCUUGAGCCUCGACAGAAUGAUUCCUCCUUUGAGGAAUCUGUGUCGCCCUCUCCAACCCAGCGGCGGAUGUCACCAGAGCGAACGCGGUCAACCUCGCCCACCAAGGGCCUGGGAGGCUUUGUUCAGAGUGCUAUGAUGAGAAGAUCAGAUAGUGUGUCAAAAAGGUGGAGUGCGCAAACUCCGCAGGGGCUCGGGCGGUCCAAUUCCAUUGUGUCGAACCGCAGCAGUGUGGCAGGUCCAAGUUUGAGUGAAAUGACCCCUCCAACUCUUGGGCGAAUUGGACGUGAACCUUCAACUCUCCUACAACGACCAGGCUCCAGUCACAGCGAGGCAACCACCGAGACAACCGAGCGACCAACAACACCUGCGGACAGAGACAGUGUGAAUUUUGAAAGCCCAGGAAAAUCAUUCCGACCUAAUCACUCUCGUUCUGCUAGCUCUGCUACCGCUGACGGCAGCGACGCCCAGAGUCCGUUUGUCUCGAAAACAAUGGACCCCAGGCGCUGGAGUCCCAACAAGGCUUCUUGGUUGGAGAGUGCUCUCAACCGACCAGAGCUACCACGACAAACCACAAGGCCCCCCUCGCAGCCCAACUGGGCCAAAGACCGGCAGUCACGAGGUAGCGUGGAUUUGGGACGAGUCAACAAUUUCAAGGAAGUCACCCCUCUCGGGCUGAUGCGAACACCCCCCCCUGGAACUCAAACCAAACUACCUGGUGCCUCUGGUCCAUCGCUUCCUACAAGCCCUAUCAAGGAUGGUCUCCCUGAGUCUCCAUUGGGAUUCCCUUUGAGGAAAAUCGGUGGUUCUGGUCCAUCGCUUCCUACAAGCCCCACCAAGGAUGUUGUUCCUGAGUCUCCAUUGGGAUUCCCUCUGAAGAAAAUCGGUGGUUCUGGUCCAUCGCUUCCUACAAGCCCCACCAAGGAUGUCGUUCCUGAGUCUCCAUUGGGAUUCCCUCUGAAGAAAAUCGGUGGCUCUGGCCCAUCACUUCCUGCGAGCCCUGUGAAGGAGGCGGUCCCUGAGUCUCCGUCUGGAUUCCCCUUUAAAAAGCAAAGCAUCUCGGGUUCAUCGCUGCACAGGAACUCCGCUUCAGACACUCCCUCAGAAUUCCCUUUCAAGAGGCCUGGUACCGCUGGAGGGUCAGCCGGCGGAAGCCCCGAAGGCAAGCUCAAAGAAACCCCACCCGAGUCUCCCUCGGGAUUCCCUUUCAAAAAGCCCAUCAGCUCGGGCUCAUCACUCCACAGGAACUCUGUCUCAGAGCUUCCGACAGAAUUCCCACCCAAGAGGCCCAGUGUGUCUAGUCCUAGCCUUGCCAAGGAGAGCGUUCCUGAAUCUCCCUCAGAGUUCUCAUUCAAGAAACCCAGUAUUUCUAGUCCCUCGAUCCCUGGAACCCCCGAAGCCAAAUUGAAGGAGAUAGUCCCACAAUCUCCGUCGGUUCUCGGUAGCCCUGACGCCGGAAAAACAAAAGAGGAAACUUCAGCUUCUCCAUCGCCUGUCGAUGAAGCUCUCAAUGCCCUAUCAGGCGGCGAACCGGCGGAGGAAACUAAGUCUGCCUCUCCCGCUAAAAUUGAGAAUGAAUCGCAAGAACUACCUGCAGCUGAAGAGUCUGAGCCUCAAUCUACUCCCACUCGCAGGGACCCUCCCGACUCGUUGAGCCCCAAACCAAACUUUUCCAUCUCUACCUCCUCGCGGGGGCCAAUUUCACCCAAGGCGAAGCCACAAUCUCCUGUGCUGGACUUUCGAGCAAAUCUACGGAAGCGAGAAGUCGUCAAAGAUAAUGGAGACAACAAAGAACCGGAGUUUAAAAACGUGUUUGGGCGCCUCAAAAAGACUGAAACUCGCAACUACGUCGCCCCUGAUGAGCUUAAGGGCAAUAUCCUACGAGGCAAAGCUGCUUUGAACAACACUGGGGGACCAAAGAAAACUGAGCGAGUCGACGAAUUUAGAAAGAGCCUUGUGUCACGCAAAGAUGAAAUGAAAGCCGGCGGGGGGUCCAUCAGACGGAAUACCGCUGGAGAGCAGGAUGCGCCGCCAAAACAGACGGAGGUCGUACCAGAAGCAAUUGCUAUGCGACAAAACAUGACACGGGCAAACAGCCUUAAGCAGCCGCCUGUGGAUGAGCCAAUGUUGCCCGCUAAACGCUUUGAUUCUCGAGCUUCGCAGGACAGACCCCCAUUGUCGUCCCCAACUUCAUCUUUCAAAGGCAUCGGUACAUCGCGAGCUUCCCAGGAAAUGCAACCAUUGCCGUCCCCGACUUCAUCUUUCAAAGGCAUCGGUACAUCGCGAGCUUCUCAGGAAAUGCAACCAUUGCCGUCCCCGACUUCAUCUUUCAAAGGCAUCGGUACAUCCCGAGUUUCUCAGGAAACGCAACCAUUGUCGCCAUCUCCUGCCAAUGAUGAGCCGGGCUGGCCCUUGAAAGAUAACAGUUCCUGGCGAGCAUCCCAAGAAUCACAGCCAUUGUCACCGUUCCCUGCUGAUGACCCCAUUGAUGAGGAGCCAGAGGCAAUCCCGGCGGUGAGCGACUACAAACAAAUUCCCGGGGCGGUCUCUUCAGCAGACCUAGAGGAAACUCGUGAAGCCGUGGCGCCAAUCGAGCCCAGCAUAGUGAAGAUGCAGGAGCCUUCAGUCAAGGCACUCCGCCCGGUUCGUCAAUGGCCACCGGCGCCUGUCGCAGAGGCUACUGUGACCCCAGGUCUGGCAGCUAAAAGCAAGUUGGCGGGACGAAUCAACCCUGCGCUAGCUGGCCUACUUUCUCGUGGCGCGCCUGUCGGCGACGGACCGAAGAAGCAGCAGUCAACACCUGUCUCAGUGCAGAGUGACCCUGCUUCCCCAUCUGCGCCUCUCACGCACAUCACAAAGGGUCGUGCCAGAGGCCCGAAGAGACGACUUCCCCAGACAACUGAUGUCUCGACCCCGUCCGCUCGGGAUGAUACUAAGGAGGUUGGUGCUAUUUCAUGCUCUGAAGCCACCCCGUCCCAGACUCCUACAAUCCCUGUUGAAUCCUUGGACAUCGAUCCGGAGUAUCUGUUGCAGCCUGAUGAAAACCCAGUUCCUGACAUCAAAAACUCCCGUUCAGACAGCCCAGUCACCGAGCAACUUCCGGAGAUGAACACUCCUCCCCAAGAUACCCCCGAGCGCGAUACGCCCCAAAGCGGAUUCCCCCAAGCACUUCAGACCCGUUCCCUAACAACGGAUUUCGACAUUUUCCCCUCCGCCAAUCUCGAGACGACACCCAGGGACCCCGAAAGCCCUGGAGAGGUGAGUCCAUCAAGCGGACCACCUGUCCCGCCGAAAUCCGAUCCUCCUACGUCCCCCUUGCCUGUAACACCAAAGCCACAAUGGGGCCAGCAAAACCGGUUUGCGUCCUCAUCGCCAUCCCCUCUCCGAACAAGUCACAAAGAGAACCAAAUGGACUCACCAAUGAGUCGGCAGAAAAGCAUCCCCGGUGUUAUCGUCGAGUCAGCACGCAGUUCCGUCUCACGGCCCAUGAGCCACCCUUCCCCGCCAGUACCCCCUAAAGACGGUGAUGUUAUGCUUCCCAAACCAACCGAUCCGCGCAGACUUUCAAGAAAGAUGUCUGCCCCAUCACUGGUUGCGCAAGCUAGUGAGGCACGUGAGGUAAUUGCGGGCUUCUUCAAGGCAUUUCCCAACGCUCGAAACCGGAUGGACAUUGAUCCCCAGCUGAUGUUGAUGCGUAAGCCGGACGAUGUAAAGAUCAGGAUCGUGAAGCGACAGAUCUGGGAGCUCACGGGUGACGGGAGACGUCAAGAACUUCCUUCCCAUCAGGAGUACAUCCUAUACCAAGGCAGUAUGUAUCUCUGCGUGCACACAUUCGAGUCCGGACGAAGCAGUACUUCGGAAGUAUACCUUUGGCGUGGAGACGAUGUCCCCGAAGCCUCGGUAGAAAAUGAACAACCGUUCGCGCGUAAAGUCGCGCGUGAGAAUAGCUCUAAGUUGCAGGUGAUUCGACAAGGCAAUGAGCCCACACGGUUCAUCCAAGCACUCGGCGGAAUCAUGAUCACGCGUCGGGGAUCCAGCUCUCGCCACAAUUCAUCGGCUCUCUACAUGCUUUGCGGCCGGAAACACUUAGGCGAGAUGACCUUCGAUGAGGUGGACUACUCACUGCGCAAUCUCUGCUCUGGUUUCCCUUACGUUGUCUCUGCUCCCUUUGGCAAACUUUACCUAUGGAAGGGCAAAGGGAGUGGACCCGAAGAAACCGGUGCAGCCCGACUUAUCGGAAUGGACCUAGGUCUGACUGGAGAGUUUGAAGAAGUCGCCGAGGGCGAAGAACCUGAGGAUUUCUUUGAUGUCUUUGCAGGCCCUAGGGAGGCCGCAUCGCACAUGUGCCAAGAUCACUGGCGGCUCAAGCCGAAAUACAACCACUUCCGCACGCGACUCCUCCGGGUCGAUCACGAACUGAACCCCCCAACACGUUUCUGGAAUAUCCGCCGUCCGGGCUCAGGUUCACCAGUGGUCAAGGCCAACGAUUGCGUUCAAGAAAUCGAGCCAUUCUGCUAUCGAGACAUUACCGAGAAAGACGUAUAUGUUCUGGACACCUUCUUUGAGAUCUACGUUAUUAUCGGCGACCAAGCCUCGCAUAAGUCUGCCGAUUUUGCCUCUGCAGUGGUCUUCGCGCACGAAUAUGGUAUCCUUGCCACAUCCCUCCAGGACCGACCAUUCAUCCCCAAAAGUUUCGUGGCUCUCGGCGGCGUACCCGACCGAUGCCAAAGCGCAUUCCGCAAGUGGAACCCACGUAACCAGCAUGCGCCUUUCGUGUUCUCUCUGGAUGUUGUUAUCGAAGCGAUUCGAUCACCAGAGGAUAAUUGA
Molecule: messenger RNA, 5721 nt
Organism: Penicillium expansum
Lineage: Eukaryota; Fungi; Ascomycota; Eurotiomycetes; Eurotiales; Aspergillaceae
Product: putative gelsolin repeat protein
Exons: 3
Coding region: 1-5721 (1906 amino acids)
Biological process (GO): barbed-end actin filament capping; actin filament severing
Molecular function (GO): phosphatidylinositol-4,5-bisphosphate binding; actin filament binding
Source: RefSeq, a predicted model, not a curated record